Cyphellophora attinorum is the source of this 2046-nucleotide messenger RNA. RefSeq lists its product as uncharacterized. The record is from RefSeq and is a predicted model, not a curated record. The transcript is spliced from 2 exons. Gene Ontology annotation, biological process: peptidyl-threonine phosphorylation; peptidyl-serine phosphorylation. Lineage: Eukaryota; Fungi; Ascomycota; Eurotiomycetes; Chaetothyriales; Cyphellophoraceae. Gene Ontology annotation, molecular function: protein serine/threonine kinase activity; ATP binding. The coding region runs from base 1 to 2046 and encodes 681 amino acids.
AUGAAACAUGCACGGCUUAGACCAUGGAGGCUUUUAUCAUCGGCAUGGUGCUUUGGCAGCAUUAGAAGUGAUACGGAUUCGCAACUACUCAGCCCUCCAGGAGACGCUACCACCCCGAACGGUUCUUUGCACAGCAUACCAACUUCUGAAGAGUCAGAAAAUCCUAUAGCAAUCGCGACUGAGCAUCAACAGUUACCGUUCGCCACUUUCAUCGAGUGCGUUGUGGAGGUCGCUUUCGAUGGCGAAUCUGUACCAGGACAAGCAUCGACUCAAAUUGCGUGGACCGAAUCUGGGCAGUAUGCGAAGGUGCAGUCCGCGGCGCAAAGCCUGCUCAUCAAACACUAUGGAAAGACCAGUCUACAAGCGCGGCAUCGUAUUAGAAGGCGCGCGCACAUAGAUGUCUUUAAGAGGUCGGGACUGCAUGAGCCGCAAGACCUCCUGGAGACGGACAUCACAUCGACACCGGCGCAAUGGGACCGGCAUUUUGCCAUGAUGGUUGCCAAUCAUUGUCUCACGCAUGGCAUAUCGGGGAUUCAAUUGAAGACACGAUUGGAAUACAACAGGUCGGUACUGGCAUAUCUUCCGAAUGAUCCCUCGGCAUCUGUAUCGUUACGUGCUUGUGACGCAGUCCUGCAGUCCACAGAGGGAGUGAAAGCCGUCAUAAUUUCCACGAAGAAGGAAGACAACGACUGGGAAGAAGACCCAUUCCUGCCGCGCACAAAGGCACGAAGCCUUUUUCCCAGGCGCAUCAUCGAGAAAAUCAUUCGGGAGUUACCGAUGCCACCUUCGUACCUGGAGAGCGACAUCAGAGAAUGCAUCAAACACGUUGUGGACAACGGGAUACACCUCCUGGCUUGUUGUAUCUUGGCUGGCAAACCUGAGUGUAUCUUCCAUUUCGUAAAGAGCAAGAUUUCAGACUCGGACCUACCAUUGGACAAGAAAACCCUGAUGGCUCGACAUGAAUGGGUUCAGGAUGCCGUUACGUUCCAUGGCUUUCCACAGCACCAGAGGAUGCUCACAGUGCUUGACUUUGCACUAAUGAGUCCAGAAACGAGCGUGAGGGCAAGUCGCCACGACGAUCUUCCAGGUUUGUUUGAAAAGGUGUCAACAGAAGGCAACUACUUCUACGUGAAGCCUGACGUGGUUGUACCAUUCAUGGCGGCUAAAAUGGUCAAGGAUGGUGUCGGCGGCUAUGGCGUUGUUUAUGAAGUUGAGAUUCAUCCUGAGUAUCACAGCUUUGAGGAGAACAAGUUCGCCUUGAAGAUCUUCCAGAACCACGUCCGCAUUCGUAACUUCGACGAAGAAAGUCGUGUUCUUACUCAGCUGGCAAGGCUUAACAAUCCCUCAAUAGUAGUACCGCUUGCGAGUUGGCAGCAAAACGAGGAAUUCUACAUGCUGAUGCCCUUGGCAAAUCGCAAUCUCGCAAGCUAUCUGGACGGCGAAAGAAAACUUUACCGCACGCCAGCAUUCUGUCUUCACAUUCUGAAACAACUGCAGAACAUAGCAAGUGGAAUUCAGUCGAUCCAUAUGCUAAAGGUAAUCGUCACCGGUGCCGAUGAGAAUCUGGCAGUCAAUACACCUGCCAACCUCCAGAAGCUAAGUGGCUAUCACCAUGACUUGAAACCAGCGAAUAUCCUUGUAUAUGGCCAACAGACCGAGAAUGACUAUUCGGGCGAAAGCUGGAAAAUCAAUGACUUCGGCACGGCUCGAAUAUCUACGAUAGUCUCCGGACAAGAUAGUAGAAUGCAUCGCGACGAUAACUCUGCCGACCCUAGCGGCGUCGAUAUGGAGUACGGGGCUCCAGACCAAGAGAUUUCUGGGAUUGGCGGCCGCUCACGACCGUACGAUAUCUGGGCGUUUGGUUGCAUAAUCCUCGAAGUUCUGGUUUGGAUCUUUUACGAGGAGGAGCAUUCGGUCGGGACCUUUGGCUACGCGCGUUGGAUGGACGGCGUGGAAUCCGGGAGCAUCAAGCAUUCUGGUUCAAAGAUCCCACUACAGGAGACAUCGAGCUCCGACCAGCUGUGGUGGAACGACUCAAAUUUCUAG